Thrips palmi is the source of this 2844-nucleotide messenger RNA. Its product is annotated as WD repeat domain phosphoinositide-interacting protein 4-like. The transcript has 8 exons. Gene Ontology annotation, biological process: protein lipidation; protein localization to phagophore assembly site; autophagy of mitochondrion. Lineage: Eukaryota; Metazoa; Arthropoda; Insecta; Thysanoptera; Thripidae. The record is from RefSeq and is a predicted model, not a curated record. Gene Ontology annotation, cellular component: extrinsic component of membrane; cytosol; phagophore assembly site membrane. The coding region runs from base 230 to 1267 and encodes 345 amino acids. Gene Ontology annotation, molecular function: protein binding; phosphatidylinositol-3-phosphate binding; phosphatidylinositol-3,5-bisphosphate binding.
CGACUCUCGUAGUCAGUUUGUAUCAGCUGUUGCGAGCAGGAAGACGAGGUCUCUUUGUUUUCGUUGAGUCGUAGAUAUGAAAUGCGAGAAACAUUUCUCUCGUCUGAAAGCUCCAACUCGGGGAACCUCCACGUGAGAGACGCUACAUGCCAGUGCAAUUCUCUUCCACUCUCGGUGCAGACAGACUAUGCACCCGUCAUAUUCCCCUUGACUGACCAGCUCCACUGAAAUGGCUAGCAAUAGAGGAGUGCUAAGCCUCAGGUUCAACCAAGACCAAGGAUGCUUUACUUGCUGCAUGGAAAGUGGACUUCGCAUAUACAAUGUGGAUCCAUUGGUUGAAAAAGCUCAUUUUGAUUUGGAGUUAAUGGGCAGUGUAGCUAUAUGUGAAAUGCUACAUCGUACAAAUCUCAUUGCCAUAGUCGCUGGUGGUUCACAUCCUAAAUUUGCUGACAACACUGUUCUAAUUUAUGAUGAUCAUGCAAAAAAAUUUGUGUUGGAAAUAACAUUUACUACUCCCGUCAAGGCUGUCCGUUUAAGAAGAGACAAAUUGGUUGUGGCUCUGCUCAAGGAGAUUCAUGUUUUUAGCUUUCCUGCCCCAGCUCAACGAUUGUAUACUGUUGAAACAAGAGAGAAUGCAUUAGGGUUGUGUGAAAUCAGCCCAAUUGUUACUGCAGAAAGGCAAUUAUUAGCAUCUCCUGGACAUAAAAUAGGGAGUGUACAACUUGUUGAUUUGUCUAAUACAGAGGCAGGUAUAUCAUCAACACCACUUACUAUCAAUGCACAUAAAGGAGAACUAUCUUGUCUAGCAAUAAAUCAGCAAGGCACUUUAAUUGCAACAGCUUCAUGCAAUGGGACAUUAGUGCGUGUAUGGUGCACAUUGCGAAGGGAACAAGUGGUAGAAUUGAGACGCGGCUCUGAUCCAGCAACAUUGUAUUGUAUAAACUUUAGCAGGGACUCAGAGUUCUUAUGCUGCUCAAGUGAUAAAGGAACUAUACAUAUAUUUGCAUUGAAGAAAACUCAUCUUAAUCGACGGUCCACGUUUUCUAAAAUGGGUAUUCUUGGAACUUAUGGAGAAUCCCAGUGGGCACUGGCAAAUUUUACAGUCCCUCCCGAAUGUGCCUGUGUCUGUGCUUUUGGCUUGCGGAAUUCCGUCAUUGGUAUUUGUUUAGAUGGAACUUUCCACAAAUAUGUUUUCAACGAUGAUGGCAACUGUAACAGAGAAGCAUUUGAUGUCUAUUUAGAUGUAUGUGACGAUCAUGAGUUUUAGGUGGAGAAUUGUAGGAUUAAGUUUGCCUUGAAGUUUCUGUGAUAAUUUUUGGGGGUGUUCCCUUUAAAAUCAAGCAAUCGCCUACCCCCUGCUUUUGUAUUUUUUGGAGUUUACAGAAUGUUUAGCUCUUUUAGGUCUGUAUUUUUCUGUCCAGUAACUUAUCUGCUACUUAAUAGUAUAUACCAAGAAUUUAUGCCAUUGUUGCUUGUCUAUUAUACAAUUAAUUUAUGAACUUAUUUUUAUUCCAAGUAAGUCUUCUACAUUUUCAGUUCAAAAUUUAUUUAAGUCAAGUCAAAAAUCUAGGCAGAUAAAAGCUUUCACUGCUUUGUUAAAAUGUUUCUCUUGUUUGAAAGGCUGUGGUUCCAAUUGUGUUUUCCUGUAAGUUGUGUAAGUAGAUGGUAGAGUUGUUGCUAAGUCAUGUGAUUAAAUUGUCAAGCUUGUUGACAAUAUUGUUCAUACAGCUCACAUGUAAUGCUAUAUUAUGUGUGGGAGCCAGCCGCUAAACCGUGAAGUGCACUUAAACUUGUUCUUUGAGUGCUUUCCAAUGAUGCACUUCUCUUUGGUUUGGUUUGGGACCAAAUAUACACAGCCAUUGAGAAGUUGAUCCUCAACAAUAGUUUGGAACUGUGUGGAUAGUUCCUCGGCUUUCUCUUCAUAGCACUGGUAUGUUUUUCUGCUAUUUGUAUUUCAUGAAAUGUUCUUCCUGAUUUUUUACUGACUUGACCUAUAAUAGGCUUCAACAGUAGGUAGAAUUGUUAUUCUUAAAAUACCCUUUGAGUUGGAAGGCCAUUUUCAUUAAUUCCAUUCCCUCCUCCCACAAUUUUAAAGAUAUCCUGGAGUGAAAUGACAGUCAAUCAUUGGAUGCACACUCAUGUCAUGUAACUGUAAAACUUAUUCUGCCUAUUUUGUGUUGUUUUUUUUGAAAGUACAGUAGUAUGUUCUGUGUUUUAUGAACUUAUUACAAUUGUUGAAAUGCUUUUUGGUGAUUGAUAAUUUAUCAAAUUUCAUUGAACCUGAAUGUUUCUUGAUGUCUCUGGAUUUGUCGUCUUCCAAUCCUUCUGAAAAUUAAAAAUUUGAAUUAAGGUUACCUACUGCUUAAGGUAGCCCUACUUGAGAGAAUGUGUGUAACAUUUUGCCAAAUGAUUUUGAGCUUAUUUUGGGAAUAGAAAUUAAUAAUUGCUUUUACAAAUUUUGCGUGUUAUUCUUAAAGUAGGUAGGUUCUUAGUUUUAUGGUCUUCCAAGGCAAUCAAGAUCUCAACGGAGACUUCUACAUAAAUGAAGGGAGGAGGGGCAUUAAUUUGACCAGUUGGAGAUGUGUGACUGGUAUAUUUUUUAGCAUACCAAUCUUAAAGAAUGGAAAAUGUAAAAGAUAUUCUGUAUGUACGUGUUAAUAGUCAUCUACUCUUGCGUCUAUGUAAGGAAACACUUAAACGAUGAUUGUGUAUCUAUUUACACACGUGUUGCGAAAAAUCGUUUUGUAAUUUUUUUACCCUUUAAUGUUUUCUACUGUCCUUAAAAAUUUGUAAAAAAGAAAAAAAAAUGAUUAAUAAACUGAUUGUUGCUGUGAAUACUGGUAA